Oncorhynchus nerka (sockeye salmon) is the source of this 893-nucleotide messenger RNA. Its product is annotated as peptide deformylase, mitochondrial-like. Gene Ontology annotation, molecular function: peptide deformylase activity. Gene Ontology annotation, cellular component: mitochondrion. The transcript is spliced from 4 exons. The record is from RefSeq and is a predicted model, not a curated record. NCBI's taxonomy places the organism in Eukaryota, Metazoa, Chordata, Actinopteri, Salmoniformes, Salmonidae. Gene Ontology annotation, biological process: peptidyl-methionine modification. Bases 419 to 769 code for a protein of 116 amino acids.
CAUGAUUGUGUGUAUUUUCAUUUAAAAAAGUUAACUACAGUAUAACAAUGGCAUCACUGUCCAUACUACAAUCAAUAUAGUAAUAUGUACAUUUAAGGGAAACGUAAUUAUGUUAUGAAAACGUGUAGCACUUGCAUGGCAUAGAUACUCGUGUUAGUCAGACUUUAGUGUUGGUUCAAUGUCAUCUAGUCUAGUGCGCUAAUUUAGCUAGCUGCUGUAGCUAUUUGCUUGCUAGCUAGCUUCUCAGUUAUGUGAUAAUGUGAAAGGAUUUUGCUCAUACCCGGGCCAGAAAUACUGAUUUGGUGGGCUGUAAGUUAGCUGACUGACUGUGCUGCCAUGACUGGACCCAGCCAUGAAUAUAACUCUGUACUUCAGCGCUGUCGACUAGGGCCUAAAGAAUGUGUGUUUCAAAAGCCCCAUGGCCCCAUUUCACUGUCUCCAUUGGCUGGGUAGUCCCCGUCUCAUUUGUGGCCCCUUCUCGGUCUCAACAAGCGUCAAGGUGGGUGACCCGGUGCUUCGAGUCCAGGCUGCAGUGGUGGACCCUGGGACCGCACAGGGUCCGGAGGCUCAGGAGGUGAUCCGCACCAUGGUGAAGGUGGUGCAGAAGUUCGAAUGCCUGAAUGAGAAGGCAGAGCCUGUGACCUGGCAAGUGAGCGGGUGGCCCGCACGCAUCCUACAGCUUGAGAUGGAUCACUUGGAUGGAGUCCGGUACAUUGACCGCAUGGACAGUAAAACCUUCAACGUGAAAUGGGCAGCACAGAACGAGUAGCAGUUUCAAACUAACCUUGUCACCCUGAUUGAGCACUAAGACAACUUCUUGGACAUAAUAUACAACAGACCAUGAAGAAACCUUUCUUACUGAUUCUUUAUUAAUAAAUGUAUUUAUGAAGACA